Messenger RNA from Fulmarus glacialis (Northern fulmar), 811 nucleotides. RefSeq names its product hydroxysteroid dehydrogenase like 1 (gene HSDL1). Lineage: Eukaryota; Metazoa; Chordata; Aves; Procellariiformes; Procellariidae. The transcript is spliced from 3 exons. The annotation marks the transcript as partial. Gene Ontology annotation, molecular function: oxidoreductase activity. The record is from RefSeq and is a predicted model, not a curated record.
ACAGGUAGCACAGAUGGUAUUGGGAAGGCGUAUGCUGAAGAACUAGCAAAGCGUGGUGUCAACAUCAUCUUAAUCAGCCGAAACAAAGAGAAGCUGGAGGCUGUAUCUAGAAGCAUAUCUGAAACCUAUAAAGUGGAAACAGAUUUCAUAGUAGCUGACUUCAGCAAGGGGCGUGAGCCUUACCCAGCCAUUAAGGAGGCUCUGAAAGACAGAGAAAUUGGCAUUUUGGUGAAUAAUGUAGGAAUGUUUUAUCCCUACCCAGACUAUUUUACCAACCUGUCUGAAGAUACGCUGUGGGACAUGAUCAAUAUAAAUAUUGCUUCUGCUAACAUGAUGAUGCAUAUUGUGCUGCCAGGCAUGGUAGAGAAGAAGAAAGGGGCAAUUGUGAAUGUUUCUUCUGCAUCCUGUUGUCAGCCGACACCAAUGUUGACAAUCUACGGAGCCUCUAAAACCUACUUGGACUAUUUCAGUAGAGCACUACAUUAUGAGUAUGCCUCGAAAGGAAUUUUUGUUCAGAGUUUAACCCCAUUCGUAAUUGCUACAAAAAUGGUAGCAUGCAGCAGCACUGCCUCAAAGAGAUCUUUCUUUUUUCCUUCUGCUGAAGAAUAUGCAAGUCAUGCUGUUUCUACUCUUGGGUUAUCCACAAGGACUACUGGUUACUGGAAGCAUGCAAUAAAGUUCACGUUGGGUGAGCACCUACCUGAAUGGAUCUGGGCAUGGUUUGCAAUGUAUUUUUGCAGAAUUGUACGCAAGGAAGCUUUAACAUGCAAAGUGAAAUAGGAGUAUCUGGAUGUCCUGCGUAACGAGUACU